GACUGCCUGUGUUUCUAGAGUUUUAAGAACAGCUUGUGGGCAUGACUUCCCGCAGCAGCAGCAGCAGCUGGAACUGUUUCCUGAGCUCAAAGGUCCUCCCUCUGCUUCAGUCGGAUAUUGCGUCGCCUGCGGAGGCUUUCCUGCUUCUCCGUGUCGGACCGGACCGGACCUGACAGGACCGCGAGAAAAAGUUCGUGGGCGUGUCCGGUCUCGCGGCAGUUUUCUGGGAACCAUGAAAGCCUCGCGCCCGGAGGGUUGAGGAGCUCGUGGCGAUGCGGAUGUUGGCGAAGUUCCUCUGUGCCUCAGUUCUCCUGCUCCUCUCCGCUCUCUACCUCCUCGGUUCAGUCAGACCCACCGCCAAGACGAACCCCCUUCCCGGGAAGAAGUACCGCCUCAUCUCCCCACCUACCUACCGCUACCUCCUGAACCAGCCGCAGGUGUGCCUGGACAGAAGUCCCUUUCUGGUCCUCCUGGUCCCGGUCGCGCCUCAAGAGGCAGAAGCCAGGCAGGCCGUGAGGAGGACAUGGGGGGCUCCAGGUAGAGACACUCUCACCCUUUUCUUCUCGGGGCUGUCAAAGGGGGCGCUGCUGUCACCCCUUCAGGGAGUCCUGGAGAAAGAAAGUCAGCAGCAUGGAGACAUCAUCCAGAUGGACUUCUUGGAUAGUUACCAGAACCUGACGAUAAAGACGAUGAUGAUGAUGAAGUGGCUGGCGGACCACUGCCCCAACGCCUCCUACGCCAUGAAGGUGGACUCUGACAUCUUCGUCAAUGUGUUUUACCUCAUCCAACGCCUCAGGAGCUCCCCCAGGGUGGGCUUCAUCACCGGGUCAGUGAUCCGGGACGGCAUCCCCAGGAGGGACCCCAGCAGCAAGUGGUAUCUGUCUAAGGAGCUGUACCUCGAAGACAGCUUCCCGCCUUACGUGUCUGGAGCUGGCUAUGUGUUUUCCACAGACCUGGCUGCCAGGAUCUCCUGGGCCUCCAGGUUUGUGCGGGUGAUUCCUCUGGAGGACGUCUACGUGGGCUUGUGUCUGCGUGUGCUGGGGGUCCGGCCGGUGUACGCCUACAGUCUGCCACGCUUCAGGAAUCUUUUUGAGGUGCGAAAGCUGGAGUAUGACAGGUGCACCUUUGCUGGACUCAUCAUUGUGAACAGGUUUAAGCCGUCAGAGCUGCUGCAAAUGUGGCAGGACUUUUCUGAAGGCCAGGCCGACUGCUGACCGCCUGCUGACCGCCUGCAGUGUUCGCUUCCCUGUGAAACCAACUAAUAGCUGGCUGGAAAGGAUAAAAGCCAUAAAAAACUACGAUAAUCAUUGAAAUGUGUUGACAGCAGUUAUUGAAUGUGUCAAAAUAGAUUAAUGAGUGAUGAGGCGAACAAAAGCCAUUUUAAAUGAAUCCACUCCCAAGUUCCAGGAAUUGAAUUGCAUUUACUAACUUUUCACAGUGUGACUCAUUGUGAGACUGGUAAGUCAGCGUGCCUUCCUCCUGUUGCAGGUGUGUUUAUUUUACACCAAGCAAAGGUUCCUUUUAGAGAUGACCUAUGACCUAUUGCAUUUCCUCCUAAUGAGGCGUGUGCCUUUUGUUUGGGUGUGAACCUGUGUUUAAGUGCCUGAGUGAUGGAUUACAGUCGAGUUCUGGGCCUCAUGGAAGAAUGUGUUCAGAUAGUUUCCUUUAUCAUUCGUUCUUCUCUGAAUUUAUUUGUGUCUUUGAUGUUUUUAUUCUCUAGUCGUGUGUUCGGAUUCUGAAUCCUUUCAGUGACUGUAACAAAAUAGACAAAUUAGGACUAUUUCCUUGAGUCACAUUUCCUUACAGCUGACUGUGAGGAAAGCUUAGGAAAAUGACUUUAUUACAGUGAAGCGUCCUCUUGGUGGGUAGAAAUAGACACAUAGUUGCCAAACAAACCAAAAGUGGAGAGGAUUAAAAAAUGGCAGCUGGCGUGAAAAGACCAACACUCGCUCCAUUUGAUACAGAGCUGAACAAUAUAUAGAAACGCAGUUAUCAUCGCAGUAUCCGUGUGUACAGUACUGCAAAAAAAAAAAAAAGACUGCUCUGAUGCAAUAUUUAGGAGAAGUGUGAUGUGUUCUGUCUUUUAAUGCACACGCCACAUCAGGCUCAAGGGGAAAUGUUCGAGACAUUGUGCGUGUGAUGGUGAAGAAACACACACAAUGUGUGUGAAGAAAGAAAAGUGACCUGAAAAUGACAGCUAAGACCAGGCUUAGACUUGCUGCUGGUGUAAAGUACAGCUGCUCAGCUUAUAAACUUGCAGUCACUAUCUCAGCUGAUUUAUGUGUUUGCUGCUUGGAUGCAAUAUAUGAUAACGUAUUAUAGUUUAGGUGGAAUUAAACUCUCCUCUUCAGUAAUAUAUUAGGUCAGUUGGAUGGUCUUUCAUUGUGUUUCAUUAACACACAUGAAAUAUGUCUUAGUAAGCAGGAUGCUAAAGCACAAGGAGAACAAUAAGGACUUUGCGAUGAUGCAAAAGUAAGAAAUGAGUGAGGAAAAUAUAGCUUAAUCACAGUCAUUAUGAUUAUGGCAGCAGGAAUAUCUCUGCUUCCUGCUUUUUUUUUCAUAUCGUGCAGCGUCGAGGUUUACAAAAGUUUUUAAAAUCUCCGAUUUCAAGGCUGCUCUCAUUUUCCUUACCUGUGGUUUGAAUCCUUUAGGAGCAUAAAGUGAUGUAGCGCUGCCCCUCCCCAACCAGUUGCUGUCCACUGCUAGUAAGCAGUAAAAGAUGUUUUUUUUGUUUUUUGUUUAUUUUAAACAACAAAAAACAAAUGUGACUGUCUGGAAAUAUUAAAACAAUUAGAUUUAUAUUUCAAUGCAGACAGUUGGAGUCCCCAUAUAUUUAGUCUUUCUUGAAGCAGAGCUGAUUGAUAAACAUUGUUAUUCUUGCAUGAGGCCCAGCAUAUUAAAACAAUCUGAGAAAUUCUAUCUGUCAGAAUAGUAAUAUCAGGUUUGGUGCCUACAUUUGCAUUUACUGAAUAUUCAGAUGCUGUACUCAUCUCACUGAGAUUUAUAAAAAUAACCAGCAGGUGGCGGUGUAAUCCAAAUGAUAAAAUGGAGAUUGCUGAUUCAUAUCAUUUGUUGACCUGCAAGGAAGUUAUGCCUUUCGAUAGUUUAGUGAGAAGAAACAAAAAUCUGUGUUAUUGUGUGUGUGUGUGAUGUAAACCAAACUGCUUCAUGACUUUAUACCUCAGUGUUUUCAUCAUAUCGCAUUCAGCUUCUUGGUGAAGGAACAUCAUCUUCUGUGAUUGGCUGCUGCUCUGCUCUGACCAGGAGGUCUGCUGAUAAAUGCUGUUUCCUAACUCACCAAAUAAAUGCCUCAGGAACAUUUUAAAACCAGUUUUCUUCUACAAGUUUCCGCCUUGGCAAAGUAAAGUUGUGUCUGGUUGAUAAAGAUAAGUGUAAAUAAAUGGAACCGUGCAUAAG
This is a messenger RNA of Xiphophorus maculatus (southern platyfish), 3417 nucleotides long. Its product is annotated as beta-1,3-galactosyltransferase 2-like. Gene Ontology annotation, cellular component: membrane. The transcript has a single exon. The coding region runs from base 273 to 1214 and encodes 313 amino acids. Gene Ontology annotation, molecular function: N-acetyl-beta-D-glucosaminide beta-(1,3)-galactosyltransferase activity. The record is from RefSeq and is a predicted model, not a curated record. NCBI's taxonomy places the organism in Eukaryota, Metazoa, Chordata, Actinopteri, Cyprinodontiformes, Poeciliidae.